This is a messenger RNA of Fraxinus pennsylvanica, 2766 nucleotides long. NCBI's taxonomy places the organism in Eukaryota, Viridiplantae, Streptophyta, Magnoliopsida, Lamiales, Oleaceae. The record is from the annotation of a GenBank genome assembly.
AUGAAGAAGACCGGACCAUCGUUUCACAGCAAAAUAAUGCCUUUUCAUUUAUCUAGAAGGAAACCAGUUUCAAAGCUGUCCUGUUUUUCAUCUCUUGUUCUUGCAUAUUUUCUGUUCACCUUUUGUUUUGGAUUAGUAGUAGAGGCUGACAAGUCAGUCACAAACAUUGGAGCAAUUAUCGAUGUUGAUUCUCGUGUUGGGAAGGAACAGAAAACGGCCAUGAUCUUGGCCGUGCAGAGCUUCAACGACAAUUCAAGGAAUCACAGGCUGAAUAUUUAUUUCAAAGACACCAGCAAGGACCCUGUUCAGGCUGUUUCUACAGCCCAAGAGCUGAUUGGCGAGAAACAAGUGCAGGUUAUCAUUGGGACGCGAACAUGGGAGGAAGCAGCUUUAGCUGCCGAUGUUGGAAAGCCAGCGCAAGUACCAGUACUUUCAUUAGCAGCAGCUUCCAGUACCCCGUUGUUGACCCAGAAUCGAUGGCCUUUCUUGGUACAAAUGGCUACUGAUAGCCUGGAACAGAUAAAUUGUAUUGCAGCUAUUGUCAAUUCCUACCAAUGGCGAAAAGUAAUAGCAAUUCAUGAAGACAACAGUUAUUUUGCUGAUUCUGGCUUGCUACCUAUGUUAUCCGAGGCUCUUCAAAAUGUUGGUGCAGCUAUUGAGUAUAAUCUCAUCCUUCCACCAUUCUCUUCUCUAUCUGAUCCAGAGGGGUUUGUUCGACUAGAAGCAGCCAAUUUAAUGAGGAAGCAGUCUAGGGUUUUUAUCGUUCUUCAUUCAUCCUUACCACUGGCUACACAUUUAUUCAGAGAAGCUAAGCAGAUAGGACUAAUGGGUAGAGAUUCAGCAUGGAUUCUGACAGACUCCAUUUCGGAUUUUCUGGAUUCUGUUGAUCCCAAUUUGGUCACUUCCGCACAAGGUGCUAUAGGGAUCAAGAGCAAUUAUUCAGAAAGCAAUAGGCAUUUUCUAGACUUCAAGGAUAAAUUUCGAAGGAAUUUCAGUCUGGAGUACCAAGACGAAGACAAUUGGAAUCUUGGAAUCCAUGCUCUAAAAGCAUAUGAUAGCAUUACAGCUAUUGCGGAAGCUGUGAAAAGAUUAGGUGGGUAUAAUAAUAGUAAUCCAAAAUUGCUGCUCAAUGAAAUUGUAUCCAACAAUUUCGCUGGACUAAGUGGUGAAAUUCGUUUCCAUGGUAGAAAAUUAAAGCAGAAACCUGUAUACAAGAUUGUUAACAUUGUUGGAAGGAGUUAUAAAGAGCUAGGAAUCUGGUCAUCUGAACUUAGCUUCUCAGAGAGCCAUGUGGAGGAGAAGGGCAAUAUCUUGGUAAAUUGGCCAGGGGAAUUGGACCGAGUCCCAAAAGGGUGGGCAGUGCCUACUGAUGCCCCAAUGAGAAUUGGAGUUCCACAAGACGAUUCCUUCCCAGCGUUUGUAAUGGUGAAACGUGAUCAAAAAACAAAUGAAAUGAAAUAUGAUGGUUUUUGCAUUGAUAUUUUUGAGGAAGUGAUAAAAAUAAUGGGUUAUCCCCUGCAUUAUGAAUUUGUGCCCUUCGAUGGUAACUUUAGUGAACUGGUUGGGAAUGUCAGCAAUAAGAACCUUGAUGCUGCUGUGGGCGAUGUAACCAUCUUAGCCGAGCGGUCAAGAAUUGUAGAAUUUACUCUACCAUUUAUGGAAUCUGGCUUGUCAAUGAUCGUUCCAGUCAAAACUGAACCCCAGAUGGCGUGGAUAUUUAUGAAGCCUUUCACUAGGAACAUGUGGAUGGUUACUUUAGCCAUUAUAUUCUACACAAUGUUCGUCAUUUGGUUUAUGGAGCAUCAGUGUAAUCAAGAAUUUAAAGGGACAUGGAAAGAUCAACUUGGAACUGCAAUGUGGUUCACAUUCUCUUCUCUAUUCUAUGCUCAUAGAGAAGAAAUUAAAAGCAACUAUACAAAACUGGUGGUUGUGAUGUGGCUCUUUGUUGUGUUGGUAUUAACUUCAAGUUACGAGGCUAGCCUAACUUCAAUGCUGACUGUCUCACGACUUGAGCCAACUGUGACAAGUUUAGAUUGGAUAAUGAAAAAUAAUAAAACAGUUGGAUGCGACGGUGACUCUUUUGUAGAAGAUUAUCUGAGGAAUGUAAUUAAACUUCAAAAUAUCAAACCAAUAAGCAGCCAAGAGCAUUAUUCGGAGGAAUUUAAGAAAGGAAAUAUUGCUGCUGCAUUUCUUGAACUCCCUUAUCAGAAAAUUUUUCUCAAAAAUCACUGCAAAGAGUAUAAAGUGACUGGACCUACCUACAGUUUUGGAGGAAUAGGGUUUGCAUUCCAGAAAAAUUCCCCAAUAGCUCGCGAUGUUUCAGAAGCCAUUCUAACUUUAAUGGAGGAUGGAAAGCUUAAACGUUUGAAAAAUAAAUGGUUUGAUUCACCAGACAGUUGUUCAAAUUCUGAUGCUGGCUUAGAAACAGAAAGAUUGAGUUUAAAGAGUUUCUGGGGUUUAUACCUUGUUUCUACUGCCAUUUCCACUUUCUGUUUCCUCAUUUUCGUUCUUCGAUUGUUGAAAAAGAAAUUCAAAGACAGCAAAGAACAUGCAUACGAUCUUGCUCAAACUGUUGAGGCUGUUCCUAACACAAUUGUUAGGUUGGGACAGUAUUUUCAUGGUGUAAGGCCAAAGUCUCUAAGGAGGAGGAGAACAUUUAACAAAUGGAACUCUUCAAAGAUUGAAUUAGUUAGUCCUGCUGAUCCCUCUCAGAUUUUUCAGGCCUCCUCCCUGCAGAAUUCGGAACUCCAAGAGAUAAUUGAAUAA